Messenger RNA from Trypanosoma theileri, 1758 nucleotides. Its product is annotated as structure-specific recognition protein 1. Gene Ontology annotation, cellular component: FACT complex. Gene Ontology annotation, molecular function: nucleosome binding; histone binding. The record is from RefSeq and is a predicted model, not a curated record. NCBI's taxonomy places the organism in Eukaryota, Euglenozoa, Kinetoplastea, Trypanosomatida, Trypanosomatidae. The transcript has a single exon. The coding region runs from base 1 to 1758 and encodes 585 amino acids.
AUGUCUGCUUUAGCAGGAAGUCUGAUUUCAACCACUCCGCCACCCAUUGAGAAUUGGGGUACACUCAAAUGGACCACCAAAGAACAAGAAGUGAAAAAGACUGAAAGUGGUACCGGAAUGGAUAAAGUAAAACAGGAAGGAGAUACUGAUAAUAAGAAUGGUGUACUUGCAAACGCAAAUUCUGAUGUAUUACUUCAAUUGGUAUCUACUCCAAAACCCAAUCAACACAACUCUGGUGCCUCCACAAGUGGAAUGGGUGGUGGAGUUAUUGUACAGAUUCCCGUUUCUACUAUUGCGAGUGCGUCCGGUACAACAAAGAAUGAUCUUUCACUUGCACUGCGUCCACAAGCGUCCGUCACAACAAUGCCAAACGGGAGCUCAAGUGUACCAUUGGAACUCACAUCUAUUCGUUUCGCAAUUCCUAAUGUGUGUGUUGGCCAUGAACAGACAGAAGAGGCGGGUCGUGAGAUUCUCGCCGAGACACAUCAACACAUGAAAGAGCAACAAUCUCGUCUACUUGGCAACAGUGCGGUUGCAGGUGCGGCGUCAGAAGAUCAACUUCUUUUAAUGAUGGCUGGUGGUGGACGAAAGGAUGAACGUGUGAUUGGAGUAUUGGAUGAUCUCACCUUCUCAUAUCCAUCUGGACGGUAUAAACUCAUUGUAUCUAACUAUGCUCUUGUGUUAGAAGAUAAAAAACGGUCGGCAACAGCAGGAGGAACUGGUGGUGGUGCUGUGGCAUCCAUACCUCUUACAGAUGUGUUGCAAUUAUACUUAUGUGAUAUCCCUGAUAGUGGUAAUGGUGAAAAUGACGAAGACCUUGCGCAGUAUGUUGUUUUAAUUUUAAGAAAUCCUCUUAAGAUACGCACAACUACGUAUAAUCAUAUUGUUAUUUCUUGCCCUUCAGGAUUUUCACUUGAUGAAGAUCAUCCAUGGCGUUGCCAACUGGAGACACAAGAAGAAAUUAAUCAGGUCCUUACGAAUAUGGCACACAAUCAGAAUACUUUAACAAAAGAAGUAAAGAAAGAGGGUGAAGAGAAGGUAUUAAAAAACACAUUUACACCUACAAUGUCUGGUCGCGUAAGCGAAAUUCUUAUUCGUAUUCUAAAGGCAGUUACAGGUGCAACAGCUCUUGGUGGCCAUAAUAAAGAAUAUCAAACAAGUCGUGGCUACUCCGUACUGCGUUGUCUCCAUCACGGCGCAGAUGGUUUACUUUUUGUCUUAAACUCUGCUUUACUUUUUCUACACCGCCCCGUUACACGGGUAUUAUACAGCGAAAUUAAACGUAUUGAAGUGGAUGAGUCAGAAAAGGGAAAUUCAACGUUUCAGAUAGCAGUAUACGGUUCUUUUGGUCGACGCAGCAAUACUUCAGGGAACUCAUCUACAGAAGAUAAACUUCUCUUCUCUGCUCUUGACAAGCGGGAGAAAACGGCGCUGCUUGCAUACCUUGAAAAGAAGGUAACCGUUAGACGUGUUGGCGUCGUUGGUGAAGAUGAUGAUGAUGACGAUGAAGAAGAUGAAGAGGACGACGCAAGAGAUGAUGAAGAAGAAGAAGAGGAAGAUGAAGAGGAAUUUGAUGAAGAAGAUGAUGACGAUGAUGAUGAUGAUGAGAGUGAUGAAAGUGGGGACGAUAAAGAUCGAAAAAGCCGUAAACGUGCACGCAGUAAGAAGCAUGAAAAGAAGAAAGACAAAAAAGAAAAGAAGGAAAAGGGAAAUCACAAGAAAUCUAAGAAGGAAAAGGAUGUGGGAGAAGAGGACUAA